CAGCACGGACGGGAUGGGCCCCGCCGGGUGGUGGGCGCUUGGCAUGGAGGGACGGGGAGAAAGGAGAGCGGGGUCCGCCCCGCCGAGCCCCCCCCUCGGGCACCCGGAGAGGGGCUGGCAGCGGAUCCCCAUUGAUCGCCCCGCGGGAUCGCCCGGUGCGCCCACACAGAGCCCGGGCGUGUGCCCCGAGCACGGCGUGGCCAGGCACCGGCACGGGUCACCCCCGUGGAUGCGCCAUCCCUGGCAGCGCCCAAACCAGGCUGGACGAGGCUUGGAGCCACCCGGCCCGCGGGGAAGGUGUCCCUGCCCGCGGCAGGCGGCGGAACGCGGUGAUCUUUAAGGUCCCUCCCAACCCCAAAGCCGGGGGUUCCUCCCCACCCAGACCUCUGCGUUGUCUGUGCAAUACCCGCACCCAGGGGCUGUCCCGCGGGGUUUGCUGUUGGUGCUGUUGUUGUUUUUGCUGUUGUUAUUGUUCUGACAGCUCCUGUCAGCAGCGCUACCCCGUUAUUUUCACCCGUUCACGGCACCAGCCCUUGAGCUGCGAGCGGAGCCGGCCGCCUGGCCGCUGAGAACUACCAAACCACGGCAGGAAAUUUGAGCACAAGGAAACCAAACCGGCAUAAUUCGCCGAGUUUUUACAGCCUGAUCCUCAGCUGAGGCUUUCUGUAAUGCCCUGCUCUGCGUCAGGGGCACUGCCUCGGGAGGGACCGAUACGCAAGAACAACUCGCUGUUAAGGAAACUUCCAUGCGGGCACAGCCGAGUUCGAGAGGGAGAUAAAGGGAGAAAUAAUGUCACGUUACCGAGGGCACGCUGGCAUUCCAACAAAAGGGGGUUAUGUAUGAAAAGGAUAUUGUACAGAUCACCUGUCUAAAAAGCCCAGCCUGACUUAAAAUCCCCUCCGCCACUGUUCUUUAAUGAAAAUACUAGUUUUAAAGAAUUGGAGCACCUUGGAAUAGAUGUGAGCACAAGACACGGCGCCGGCUGGAGCUGCCCGGGAACACCAUGGCUGCCGCCCCUCACCUCAACUCGGACGCGCUCCGAGAGGUCCUGGAGUGCCCCAUUUGCAUGGAGUCCUUCACCGAGGAGCACCUGAGGCCCAAGCUCCUGCACUGCGGGCACACCAUCUGCAAGCAGUGCCUGGAGAAGCUCCUGGCAAACAGCAUUAACGGGAUACGGUGCCCGUUCUGCAGCAAGAUCACGCGGAUCACGAGCCUGGCUCAGCUGACUGACAACCUCACGGUGCUCAAGAUCAUCGACACCGCUGGACUGGGGGAGGUGGUGGGUCUCCUCAUGUGCAAGGUCUGCGGGAGGAGGUUGCCGAGGCACUUUUGCAAGAGCUGCAGCUUGGUUUUAUGUGAGCCCUGCAAGGAGGCUUCGCACCUGCCCCAAGGGCACAGAGUCACUGCUAUCAAAGAGGCUGCUGAAGAGCGUAGGAGGGAAUUUGGGACGAGGCUUGCCAGGCUAAGGGAGCUCAUGGGUGAUCUUCAGAAAAGAAAAGCUGCUCUGGAGGGUGUUUCCAGAGACCUGCAAUCCAGGUACAAAGCAGUGCUGCAAGAGUACAGCAAAGAGGAGCGCAAGAUCCAGGAGGAACUGGCCAGGUCACGCAAGUUCUUCACCACUUCUUUGUCUGAAGUGGAGAAGGUAAAUAACCAGGUAAUGGAGGAGCAAGCCUACCUGCUGAACUUAGCAGAAGUGCAGAUAAUGUCCCGCUGUGACUACUUCCUUGCCAAAAUAAAGCAGGGGGAUAUAGCUCUCCUGGAGGAGGCGGCAGACGAGGAGGAACCAGAACUGACAAACAGUCUCCCAAGGGAGCUGACUCUGCAAGAGGUGGAACUCCUGAAGGUGAGCCACGUGGGACCACUGCAGAUCGGGCAGGUGGUGAAGAAGCCUCGAUCCGUUAACGUGGAGGAAUCGCUCCUGGAAACUGCAGCAUCCUCGUCGGUGUCGUUUAGGGAGCCUGACCUGGUGCAGGAAGAGCCCAGCUGCACUCCCCAUUCCUCACCAGCCAAGCCAAGGAUUCCCGAAGCAGCCACGAGCAUCCAGCAGUGUCACUUCAUCAAGAAGAUGGGCUCCAAGGGCAGCCUGCCAGGCAUGUUCAACCUCCCCGUCAGCCUGCACGUCACCACGCAAGGCGAGGUGCUCGUGGCAGACCGGGGCAACUUCCGAAUCCAGGUUUUUACCCGCAAGGGCUUCCUGAAGGAGAUCCGCCGGAGCCCCAGCGGGAUCGACAGCUUCGUGCUGAGUUUCCUCGGGGCAGACUUGCCCAAUUUGACUCCCCUCUCUGUCACCAUGAACUGCCACGGCCUGAUCGGGGUGACAGACAGCUAUGAUAACUCCGUCAAGGUGUACACCAUGGACGGGCACUGCGUGGCCUGCCACCGGAGCCAGCUGAGCAAGCCCUGGGGCAUCGCCGCACUGCCCUCGGGGCAGUUCGUGGUGACCGACGUGGAAGGGGGGAAGCUCUGGUGCUUCACGGUGGACCGUGGCGUGGGGGUGGUGAAGUACAGCUGCCUGUGUAGCGCGGUGCGCCCCAAGUUCGUCACCUGCGACGCCGAAGGGACCAUUUACUUCACUCAGGGGCUGGGGCUCAACCUGGAGAACCGGCAGUACGAGCACCAUCUGGAAGGAGGCUUUUCCAUCGGCUCCGUCGGCCCCGACGGGCAGCUGGGGCGGCAGAUCAGCCACUUCUUCUCGGAGAACGAGGACUUCAGGUGCAUUGCUGGGAUGUGUGUCGAUGCCAGGGGAGACCUCAUUGUUGCUGACAGCAGCCGUAAAGAAAUCCUGCAUUUCCCUAAGGGAGGCGGCUAUAACAUCCUGAUCCGGGAAGGGCUCACCUGCCCGGUCGGUAUUGCCAUUACUCCCAAAGGGCAGCUCCUGGUGCUGGACUGUUGGGAUCACUGCAUUAAGAUCUACAGUUACCACCUGAGAAGAUACUCCACCCCUUAAAAGUCAUGGCUGUAAGCGAAGCCUCUCCUGGCAGCAGGCAUUCUUCCAGCCUCCCUGCAAUCCGACGGGAACAAGUGUCAAGCCUUCAGGAAGACUGUGCCAUAACCGAAGGGGAUCUGGCAUAGAGGCCAUCAUGUUUUGUGUUUAGAAACAAAGUAGCUUUUGUGGUGGUGGUGGUGGUGGUCUGCUUUUUCUUCUUCUUUUUUUUAUAUAAAAUCCAUACAAAUAAGAACAAGCUUGAGGGAAGGGAUCCAUCCUUUGGGAGCGUUGGUUCCUUGCUAAGUGACUGGUCACUCCAGACACCUUCUCACCUCCUUACGCCACAUCUCCCCUCCCAGCUUUUAACCAUUGUGUCUUUCUUUGUGCCAUAAAAGAUGAGUGACUGCUCUAAAUCACCUUUCCUUACAGAACUAGCAAGGCAAUCCUCCUCUCUCUCUGUGGUACUCACAAGGAACUGGGUAGCAGUUGUCUGGGCAACUCCUAGAGAGAGCAAUUUGGGAUUGCAUAAAAUGAAAUGGCCCUCGUCAGCCACACGGAGAUGGAGCUUUACUCCCACCCUGACAAGGGACAGUUGUCUCUCUCCCGUUUUUCUGGUGUUCAGGAGAUCACCCCGUCGUGCCAUUUGUGAGCUGAGUCUGUUCCAUGUGAAGUGAGUACUGUGCAAUCGUGGGAGACCAAGCUGAGCCAGAAAACUGCCCUCUUUAUUACUGAGUAGUAAGAAAACAGGGGUUUUAUUACUACUCAGAGUCCUGCUAGGUAGAAGGGGGUAAAAAGGGAGGGGGUUGAAGGAAAAAAAAACCUGAGGGGAAACCUAGGGUUGCUAUUUACUGCUGUUUUAUUAUUAAAUGUAUCCUGGAAACUGUCUUUGGAAGGUGUACCUGGUAUCUAAAAUUUCCUGGGGAGGGGGGAAGGGCUGGGGGAAUGAAACUGGGAGAUUGUAUAAAAUGAGAUUAAAUGCAACAUGUUGUAUGUUCACCUGCACUUCACUGCUCUGCAUUCCAGACCAUUGCAUUUAGCAAGAGGUUUCCACUCAUCUGCAUCUCCUAUGUGCAAGUUACUCACUGCUGAGAUAGGGAUGGGGAGGGGGGGACUAUUUCACUUUUAAUUUUUUCAUACUUGGAAGCACAUCCAUUGAUGCACUGCCUUUUUUUUUUCCCUUGCACAGCAAAACACUACAUUCCUCAGAUUUUUUUUUUUUUUUUUUUACGGCACCAGCAGGCACCAGAGUUGCUGUUCAUCACGGCUUUGGGCCAAAUGAAACACAAAACUGCAGCUGUGUGAACCAAGGCCCCCACAGUGCUACUCUCCUGGCUGAUAAAUGUGUACCUCAGUGUGGUGCUGCUCGCCCAGAAUAGUUUAUUGAAGGAAAGAUGCAUUUAAAUAGGGCACAGUGGUAGCAUGUUAAUCUGCCACAGAUAAUAGUUACACUGCAGUGCAUUUAUUUGUUGCUAUCAACAACGUAGUUGCAAAUUUGGGGGCACGGCAGACAAUAUAAAAGCUGAUUUUAUGGUGGCUGCCGUGCUCCAGCAAAUUGUUUGCUGCUUGUCCUACAACGUUUGCAACAGGUGAAUUUUUUCUUUUUUUUAAGCUCCCAUAUAGUCUCCCCUAAGGAAACAGCAAAAUGAAACAGGCUUCUGAGCUGCUGCUGCUCCAGAUGGGUGUUUGGCAGUUACAGGCUUUGCAGAAGAAGCGCUGGGAGCAGAUUUUGGUGGGAUUUUCGGGUUUUAUUCCUCUUCCUGUUGUGCUCAGCCAGAGCGCUGAAGGGGCCAGCACACAAACACAGCUGUGUGGUGGAGCUGCCCCUCCAAUCAGGGCAACUUCUGAUUCCUCUUGCUAUAAUGCACUGGAAAAAGCUUGUGGAGAAGGGAGCUGAGACAGGAGGUGGUAGAUGGUGCUGAGGGAGCCCAAGGGACUGAACCCCCUUCCCUCCUGAGCUGCUCUUUGUGUUUGCCAAGGCUGCCAACUUGCACAUCACUAUUUACACUCCCUGCUUCUCUUUUUUUGGGUGGGAAGGGGGGCACGUGACAGCAACCUGGGGAGCCCUUCUCACCUUGCAUGUGUGUUUUGGGGAGAUGAGGACCAUUAAUGGGCCGUGCUGCAGUUAAUGACAUUGUAACUGAAGGCGUUUUCCCAGCAUCAUGGCAAUGGCAGUUCCUCUCCUUCUGAUGUGUUUUAAACAUUUCUCCUGCUUCCAAGAACUGCUCCAAGCAGGAAGCUACUGUGGACCUGAAUAACUGAAGCAAUAUUAUCUAUGAUAAUAUGUACCUCUGUCAUUUUCUGUUCCCAUGGAUAUUUUUUUUUGCAAUAAACAGCACACUGUACUAGCAAUAACAUUUCCUGGAGUGCUUGAAGGGACAUAAAAACUGGUCCAGCAAACUGAGCAGUUGGUUACCCCAGCCUGUUCCUGGUUACAGAGUUCAAACAAAGCAUCUGUCAUCUGUUUCUCACUCGAAGAAUUAAGGAAAAUAAAAAUACCCUGCGAUUCACUGGUGGGCCAGGACACUGCAAUCGACGCCCGGGGCUGUGUCUCGCCUGCAGCUCUUCUAGUCUGGGCUUUCAGGCACAAAAGGGGAAAAGAAAACCUGCUGUCCCUGCCCAGGGUCUGCAUGUCCCCUGACAAAACUCGACAGUGACUGUGAGAUGAUUUUACAGAGCCCUGUUUUUUGCUGUGGUGCCCCCACACAGUGUUGUGAUCGUCUGCCAAACAAGGAGUAAUUAAGGAUUGUGUUGAAAUAGUUGGCUCCUGUACCUGUACCUGGAGAAAGAGCUUGUCUGGUCAUACGUAUGUGUUUGGUUUUUAAAGAUUGUGUAAUAAAGGAAAAAUUGAUCCAAUUAAAAGUGCAUUGCAAACGG
This is a messenger RNA of Myiozetetes cayanensis, 5800 nucleotides long. RefSeq names its product tripartite motif containing 32 (gene TRIM32). The transcript is spliced from 2 exons. Lineage: Eukaryota; Metazoa; Chordata; Aves; Passeriformes; Tyrannidae. Gene Ontology annotation, molecular function: protein binding; zinc ion binding. The record is from RefSeq and is a predicted model, not a curated record. Bases 1004 to 2947 code for a protein of 647 amino acids.